AUGAAGGUGUCCAAGUUACAGAUAUUGUCGCUUGCUGUGCUCGCAGCCAUCCUCCUGUCGCCAGCCGCCGUGGAUGCUGUCUGUGGCCGGUGCGUGAACUCUCACGCGUGCAUUAGCGAGACCCAGUACCAAUUAUGCUUCGAUGGUGUGCGCGACCAGACGCAAAACUACACGUGCCCCAGCGAGAGGGCCAUCUGCACGGAUUACCAUGCCACCUGUAUGGCUAACAGUACGAGUGUGCUAAGGGGCUGCGGAGAUGUUUCCGUAUGCGGUGUUUGUGCCGAUAUCGCCACCAAGUUCACUUGCACCUCGCGUAACACCUUUGCCGCCUGCAGCAAUGGGGCGAUCACCGCGUACACACAGACAUGCAAGAACAAUUUCGUGUGCAGUACGGCUUCAGCUACUGCGGGUACACCCUGUGUCUCCCAUUGCAAGGGCGCAACCGGCGACGUAUGCGAUCUACCUGGGCUAGUUUUCGCCGAUGAAUUACCUAUCGAUACCACCUUAGUGGACACUAGUCCGGUAACCACAGCGUCCCCUUCCGAUGAUCCGACUGUAACCACUGUGAAUCCUUCUACAGCAACAACAGGGAUCACAACAGUAGACCCUACCACAGACUCAACCACAGUAACCCUUCCAACAGACUCCACUUCCACUCCUACAGUAAACACUCCUACUGAGACCACUCCAACCACAGUAACAUCUCCCACAGAGACCACUCCUACUCCCACACCAAAUCCUUCCACAGAUACCACCCAAACCACAGUAAACACUCCCACAGAGACCUCCCCCACCACAGUCACUAUUCCAACAGAACCUAGUCCCACUCCCACUAGACAACUCCAACCACAGUAA
Drosophila persimilis is the source of this 855-nucleotide messenger RNA. RefSeq names its product cell wall protein DAN4. The coding region runs from base 1 to 855 and encodes 284 amino acids. The transcript is spliced from 3 exons. Lineage: Eukaryota; Metazoa; Arthropoda; Insecta; Diptera; Drosophilidae. The record is from RefSeq and is a predicted model, not a curated record.